Leishmania major strain Friedlin is the source of this 612-nucleotide messenger RNA. RefSeq names its product putative amastin-like surface protein. NCBI's taxonomy places the organism in Eukaryota, Euglenozoa, Kinetoplastea, Trypanosomatida, Trypanosomatidae. The record is from RefSeq and is a predicted model, not a curated record. The transcript has a single exon. The coding region runs from base 1 to 612 and encodes 203 amino acids.
AUGGCAUACAGUGUCCCCUUCGUUGUCUACGUGGUCGUUCAGUUCGUGGCGUUCCUUCUGGUGCUGGCGGGCACGCCGCUGGACAUGUUUCACAUUCGGACGAGAGGGGUCAAUACAUCUUGCAUCACCCUGUGGGGGGAUAAGCUCGCAUGCAACUCUUCAGGUUAUUUUGUUUAUAUCGAUAAAAUGUUCAUAAAUUGCCCUCCCCGUCUCCCUCGUUUCCGCGUGGCACAAGCGUUUGCUCUCAUCUCCGUUCUGGUGUAUGGCGCAGCGUUCAUCGCAGGCCUUACUUUGCUCUUCUACUGCUCUUUACUCCGCGUGGUCUGCCUAACACUGAACAUCGUUGGCGCGGUCACCUUGUGCGUUGUGUGGGUGGCUAUGGUGGUGACAUACCACAAGGGAGAGACUCCCCGUUGUCCUCCUCUCAAGCGAACCGGCAGUUAUGCUGCCGGGUUCUUUCUCUUGGUGGUGGCCUGGAUACUGGAUAUCCUCAACAUCAUCUUCUUGCUGCUUCCGUUGCAGAUGAGGGGAUCACAGGACUGUGCAAACUCGAUGGAGUCACAGAGGAAGAAUAACAGUAAACAAGCCACAGGAAGCGGAGGGCGAGCUUGA